AACCCCUGAAACACAUGUUUCAUCAUCGCACGGGGACGAAACCCUCGUUAAUCUCCCAAAAUGUCCUUUUACUGCGGUAAAUUAUGUUCUGCGAUAUUACUGGAGCAUUUUGGAAGUAUUGUUCAGUCAGUGGGUGAUUGUUUGUACAAAAAUAGCUCACAGGGAUUGCAUUUUGUGACUGUAACCACCGGCAUUCCCCUUGUCAAGGUGAAAGAAGCAUUAUGUGUUCUUAUAAAAUAUGGCUUCGUCUUCCACGAAAUGACGGAAAAGGGGAUGAGAUAUACUCUCCUUCCGGAUAACAUCACAAUGGUCCUCAGAUACUCCAGGUUCAUGUUUUUUGUUAAAAAAUGUUGUGGGGAUGAGGGAGAAAUUAUGCUAGAGGAAAUACUCAAACAGGGAUAUGACACUGCUUCUCAAGUGAUUGUUAAAGCAUACACGAAAAUGCUGCAGAGGCUGGGUGAUGCAGCCCCAUCCCUAGAAUUUCUAAAAGAAAAAUUUGAACUCCUGAUUAAAAAUCAAUUUGUAAUGAGGAGUUCAUGCACAGACGAGAUGGGUGAGAUCACAACGGACAAGCCAGACUUCCUCACACCGACACUGAACCUCAGGGCACUCAAGGGUAUGGUUGAAGGGAUUAAAGUUGAUCCUGGGGACAACAAAGUCCACUGGCGAGUGAAUUUCGAUAGAUUGAUUCAGGACCUCAGGGACAAGACACUUGUGGAGGCAGUCUCCAGGAUGGUGGACGACAAUGCUGGGGAGAUGAUGAGGCAGAUGUUGUUCCUGAUGUACGAGAGGACGGCCUCCUGGGCGGACACCUCCAAUCCCAUUCCUUACAUCGAGAUUAAGGAGAAAGUCAAGGGACUGGAUAUUUCAGCACUGACGCAGUAUCUCGAUCAGUAUCUGCGACUGAUCGAGGAGGACUCGAGGCAAUUUUUGAGACGAGUUGGGGACUCUGGUGGGGGACAGUUCAGUGUCAAUGUCAAGGAGGCAUUCGCCCAAUUGGCCUGGGCAACCCUGGAGAACAUCGUGAUGGAGAGAUUUGGCUCGAAAGCAGCGAGAAUUUUCCGACUCGUGAAGAGCAAAAAGUACAUCGAGGUGGAGCAGAUACAGCAGCUGGCGAUGAUUCCUGCCAAGGAGGCCAAACACUUGACUUUCAUCCUUUUUCAAGAGAAUUAUCUUCAGAUGCAGGAGGUGAAGAAGGCGGGGGUGUCACAGGCACCUCUGAAAGCCUUCUUCUUGUUUCAUAUUGAGUUGAAUCAGGUCGUGAGGAUGGAGAUGGAGCACUGCUAUCAUGCGUUGUACAAUACCAUGCAGAGGAGGGAGCAUGAGACUGUGGAUAAUAGGAGGAUGAUUGAAAAACAGUUGAGGAUUCAGACGCUUAUUAGUAAUUUGAAGGAGAGGGGAGCACCUGAGGAACAGCUCCAGGAGAUCGAGGAGAUGAUGACACCUGCUGAGAAACUUCAACUGGACAAAGUUCAUAAUAUUAUUAAGACAUUGGGAGGAGCUGAAUUGCAGAUAGAAGAGACACUAUUUCUAUUUUUCAUGUACCUACAUUAUCAUUAAUUAUUAUUAAUAAUUAGUGAUAAUUUCAUGAUUUGUAAAUAAAUAAAAUGCAUUGCACUGGGAGAAAAAUGAAACAGCGAGUGAUUAUUAUUUAUAGAGAUAUUUAUUUAUAUUUCAUAAUAAUUGAUUACGGUUGUAAAAUACAAACAACAAAGAGAUACCUAAAUUUUAAAUUAAUAAUAAAUAUAAUGAUACAUUCAUGUUUAUAAUGGCGUUGUUUCUCUCUAUGCAGUACAGGGCAUUUUAAUUAAUUUUUGUUUCAUUUUAUUUUUUGUUUUCACGUCACUAUUCAUAGAAAAAGUCACUGCCAGAAAUUUACAAAUGAAUUUUAUUCAUCGUGCCGAUAAAUAGCGUCAAAACAUAUGAUUGAAUCGUAGUUGGUCACAGCCGAAUUGUACAAUAAAAUAUUCAUCAUAUUUUUUUUUAGUAAACCGCCGAAAAUUGUCUCGUCAAAGGGAAAAGAAUAACAGGAUGGUUUUUCCGGCCGUGACUUUUCCACUUGUUCUUUUUGCUAUCUAAUAAUCUAUUUUUUUACGGCUCGCCUUAACACAAUUAUUCCAAUUAUCGAUAAUGUGCCAUCAAAAAAUGUCAUCUACGAAUAACUACAAUUUUCAUGAACAAUUUGUCGUAUCAUUUAUCAAUUUCUUUUAUUCUCUCAAUUCAGUUUUAUUGUUACAAUUUUUUGUUAUGUUAAGGUGGCCGUGAGAAUGUUAAUGGCAUCGACACUUGCAUUCAAUUUUCAUAUCUCACACACACACACACACAC
Messenger RNA from Diachasma alloeum, 2326 nucleotides. It is a transcript of the gene Polr3C, whose product is annotated as DNA-directed RNA polymerase III subunit RPC3. Gene Ontology annotation, biological process: DNA-templated transcription. NCBI's taxonomy places the organism in Eukaryota, Metazoa, Arthropoda, Insecta, Hymenoptera, Braconidae. The transcript is spliced from 5 exons. Bases 61 to 1560 code for a protein of 499 amino acids. Gene Ontology annotation, molecular function: single-stranded DNA binding. The record is from RefSeq and is a predicted model, not a curated record. Gene Ontology annotation, cellular component: RNA polymerase III complex.